Messenger RNA from Hyaloperonospora brassicae, 1191 nucleotides. Lineage: Eukaryota; Oomycota; Peronosporomycetes; Peronosporales; Peronosporaceae. The record is from the annotation of a GenBank genome assembly.
AUGGGCACCUGCGCUUCUCACGACGUGAACGGAUCGCGGCAUCGGCUCUGGAAACGGUCCGUCGAGCACGAGACGCCACGUCUCAUUGACGGCACUGCUUUCACUCCAAGUAGCGCCGCUGCUGCUGCUGCUGCUGCUGCUCCCGAUACACGAGCGAGCGGUACUGUGGCGCUGCACUGCGUCGCGUACAGCUCGUUCUUGGACGGCGACUGCCUCACUGGAUGGGACGACGGCUCGAUCCAGCGGCUCCAGUGGCGGUCCAAGACGCCGACUCGCGACACCGUCUUGAGCGUGUGGAUCCCCCACGCAGCGGCUGUGACGCAACUGGUUCUCGGGGCCAAGUUGCAGAUGAUGUACUCGAGUUCCCUCGACAAGACCGUCGCCAUUACGCCCAUUACGGACAGACCGGCGUCCGAGACGACCACUGUGCUGCGGGGCCAUCAACUGAGCGUCGCUUCGGUCGCUGUGGACGACGCCGAGCAACUGCUGUGCUCUGGAGGCCGAGACACGCAGACGAUCUUCUGGGACCUCACGACGAGUCAUAUUGCAGCCAAGACGACGACGCCCGCGAACGUUGUCACGUGCUCGACGUGGUUGCCAGGGGAAGCACUGGUGGCACAGGGCAGCGAAGAUCUGAGUGUCAAGCUCUGGGACCCCCGCACGCCACUGCACGCACCGGCUCAGGCGUUCCGAGGCUUUCUGCAUUGUCCGCAGAGUAUUGCAGCGAGCGGAAGUGGAGACGCAACAAAGGACAGCACGUACUUGUUGACGUCCAGCAGGGGCUCGAACAAAGGCGUCGGCGGUGAGCUGCGGGUGUGGGAUCGACGCACGGGGACGCAGGUGGUCGAGUUCGAAGGUGGGGACCAGGACGCAACCGCUUGUUGUUUCUUGCCCACCACUGCAGCCGGUCAGAGUACAAUCGAAGGCGGGAUGGAGUCGAGUCAACGGCUCCCGCUGCCCGUGACGGCCUCGAUGGAUGGUACUGUGAAGGUAUGGGACGCGUCAUCGCUCUCGCCGCUGGCAAAAGCAGGUGCAGAGGGAGCCCCGAAGUGCACGAUCACAAGUCUGUGCACGGUCGACAAGAGCACUCUCUUGGCGAGCACGAUCAGUGGCCAGGUCUUCGCAUACUCUCUGGAUUGGGAACACCGGACACUUGCAUGGCAGCCUCGUGGUGAGUGCACGAGCUCAUAA